GAGAGUGCGCGCACACACAGUCACACACACCGGCUCUGACAUACCUGUGCUGGCUUGGGGGGGGGUGCUGUGCCGAGCUGGAGGUGCAGCUCUGUCACUGCCUCUGAAGCUGCUCUCCUGUCACUUUGGGAGAGAAGCGGGUGUCACUUGUCUCCUCUGCUCUCUUCCCUUUCCUCUGACUCCUGGAAUGCUUAAACUGGACUGAUGGACAUUUCCGAACUUUGCAUCCCAGACCCUCUCAGCUAUCAUAACCAGGGCUCGUUGUGCGAUUCAUUAGAGCGAUUACGCAGUCCGCUGGCCACACUGGACCCCACACAUUUCUGGCUGCUGAAUAGAAUGGCCGCUGAUGACCGGCACAUGCCUUCCAGCUGUGGGAGCUACAUCAAGACUGAGCCCUCCAGCCCUUCCUCGGUCAUCGACACGGUCAGCCACCACAGCCCCAGCGGCAACUCAGACGCCAGCGGCGGCUAUGUCAGCGCCAUGAACAGCCACUCCAACGGCCUGGACUCCCCGCCCAUGUUCACCCCGGGCGGGAUCGGGGGCGGGGCCUGCCGCAAGCGAUACGACGACUGCUCCAGCACCAUCAUGGAGGACUCUCCCAUUAAGUGCGAAUACAUGUUGAACUCCAUCCCCAAGAGGCUGUGUCUGGUCUGUGGAGAUAUUGCGUCGGGGUAUCACUAUGGCGUGGCCUCCUGUGAGGCCUGCAAAGCCUUUUUUAAAAGGACGAUACAAGGUAACAUUGAGUACAGCUGUCCGGCCACAAACGAGUGUGAGAUCACGAAAAGGAGGCGCAAGUCCUGCCAGGCCUGCCGCUUCAUGAAGUGUUUGAAAGUGGGAAUGCUUAAGGAAGGUGUGCGUCUAGACCGUGUGCGAGGAGGCAGACAGAAGUACAAGAGGAGGCUGGACACAGAGAACACGGCCUAUUUGGGCCUCACACUCCCCCCUCCUGCCAAAAAACCACUGACGAAGAUCGUGUCACACCUACUGGUGGCGGAGCCAGAGAAGAUCUACGCCAUGCCGGACCCCACCAUGCCCGAGAGCGACAUCAAGGCCCUGACCACACUGUGCGACCUUGCUGACCGCGAGCUGGUGGUCAUCAUCGGCUGGGCCAAGCACAUCCCAGGCUUCUCCAACCUGUCGCUGGGAGACCAGAUGAGCCUCCUGCAGAGCGCGUGGAUGGAGAUUCUCAUCCUGAGCAUCGUGUUCCGCUCGCUGCCCUACGAGGACGAGCUGGUGUACGCCGAGGACUACAUCAUGGACGAGGAGCACUCGCGCCUCACGGGCCUGCUGGACAUGUACGUGUCCAUCCUGCAGCUGGUCCGCAAGUACAAGAAGCUCAAGGUGGAGAAGGAGGAGUUCGUCACCCUCAAGGCCAUUGCACUCGCCAACUCAGAUUCCAUGCACAUAGAGGAUGUGGAGGCGGUGCAGAAGCUCCAGGACUCCCUCCACGAGGCCCUACAGGACUACGAGGGCAGCCAGCACCCGGAGGACCCGCGGCGGGCGGGCAAGCUGCUGAUGACCCUGCCCCUCCUCCGGCAGACGGCCACCAAGGCCGUGCAGCACUUCUACAGCAUCAAGGUGCAGGGCAAGGUGCCCAUGCACAAACUCUUCCUGGAGAUGCUGGAGGCGAAGGUGUGA
This is a messenger RNA of Megalops cyprinoides (Indo-Pacific tarpon), 1638 nucleotides long. It is a transcript of the gene esrrb, whose product is annotated as estrogen-related receptor beta. Gene Ontology annotation, biological process: regulation of DNA-templated transcription. The transcript is spliced from 8 exons. Gene Ontology annotation, molecular function: zinc ion binding; steroid binding; sequence-specific DNA binding. Bases 205 to 1638 code for a protein of 477 amino acids. Lineage: Eukaryota; Metazoa; Chordata; Actinopteri; Elopiformes; Megalopidae. Gene Ontology annotation, cellular component: nucleus. The record is from RefSeq and is a predicted model, not a curated record.